This is a messenger RNA of Penicillium griseofulvum, 762 nucleotides long. RefSeq names its product ankyrin repeat domain-containing protein. Bases 1 to 762 code for a protein of 253 amino acids. NCBI's taxonomy places the organism in Eukaryota, Fungi, Ascomycota, Eurotiomycetes, Eurotiales, Aspergillaceae. The record is from RefSeq and is a predicted model, not a curated record. Gene Ontology annotation, molecular function: protein binding. The transcript has a single exon.
AUGUCGGACUUUUUUACCAGCAUGUCAGGCCUCUUUACUGACCUGUCAAAGCAAGAGAACUGUAACCAGGACUACAUCACCCGGCUACAGGAAACGCGGGAAAGGAAGCUCGUUCGAGCGAUCCGCAAGAACGACAUCGCCAAGGUCAACGCACUUCUUGCAGAUGGUGUUUCACCUGACGGCGGUUUAGAGAGAGCCCCAUUGCAAAUCGCCGUCCGGCUACGCAGACGCGAAAUCAUACAACUACUCAUCCAAUAUGACGUCCAAUCUCCCACUGACCCCGGGCCGGAUAUGGACGAUGACGAGUUGCUAAUAGCGGCCGGCCGGGGCGACGUGGAAAUAUUAAAGAUGCUUAUAGAGUACCGUAAGAAGCUUAGCUAUCGGGGCACGGCAUGGCCAAGCUAUCGAGGUGACGAACCUAUUCAUCGCGCUGCUUGUUGGGGUCGCUUGGAAUGCCUUCAGUUGUUAGUGCAGGAAGGUGCUACGAUCAAUCUUGAGAAUUCUCGUUGGGAAACGCCAUUACAUCGUGCAGCUAGUCUUCCGACUGGAGUACAGAACGGACUACCGGUACUGCGUUUAUUACUCGCUUCGGGCGCAGGUAUCAAUGCCUUAACUGUGACGGGUGAUACGCCUAUUUUAACAGCAGCUCGUGUUGGUAAUGAAGCCGUAUUAAAGAAUUGCUUAAGUCAUCACCUGAUGUUCACCAAAAAGGUCAAUUUGGAGAGACAGUUCUACUUGUUGCUAUUUCUUAUUGUCCCUUGA